Phialemonium atrogriseum is the source of this 1276-nucleotide messenger RNA. Its product is annotated as P-loop containing nucleoside triphosphate hydrolase protein. NCBI's taxonomy places the organism in Eukaryota, Fungi, Ascomycota, Sordariomycetes, Cephalothecales, Cephalothecaceae. Bases 214 to 1098 code for a protein of 294 amino acids. Gene Ontology annotation, molecular function: ATP hydrolysis activity; ATP binding. The transcript has a single exon. The record is from RefSeq and is a predicted model, not a curated record.
GUGGAUUGCAUCAUCUCAUGCGGACAUCACCCCAGAUGCCAGUAAUUCACGCUAUCUUCGCUGCAUUAGUUUCUGUCCCCCAGAUCGGCUUAUGGGUUAUACGCAAGUAGUCUGGUGCAUUUAAUACCUCACUGAUCACCCUUCUUCAUUCCUCCAUCAUCCAAUCCCCAUCAAAACUCCACUUCCCAUAUAUUCCCAGAACAAGCUUUCACCAUGGUCAACCGCACCGCCAAACCGCCAUCCAUUGAGGUGACCGACCUGACCUACACGUUCCAGGACUACUCCACCGGCGUCUCCCACGUGUCGCUCUCGCUGCCGCCGCGGUCGCGCACGCUCCUGGUCGGCGCCAACGGGGCGGGCAAGACCACACUCCUGCGGCUGCUGGCGGGCAAGCGGCUGGCGCCGAGUGGGGCGAUCCGCGUGUCCGGCGCGGACCCGUUCGCGGACGGCCUCGAGGGCGUCACCUACCUGGGUCUGGAGUGGGUGCUGAACGCCAUCGUGCGCACCGACAUCGGCGUCGACGAGCUGCUGCGGUCCGUGGGCGGCGACGCUUUCCCUGACCGCCGCGACGAGCUGGUCGCCGUGCUGGACGUCGACACGGCGUGGCGCAUGCACGCCGUCUCGGACGGCGAGCGCCGCCGCGUCCAGCUCGCCAUGGGCCUCCUGCGCCCCUGGUCCGUCCUGCUGCUCGACGAGAUCACCGUCGACCUCGACGUGUGGAGCCGCGCGCAGUUCCUGGGCUGGCUGCGCCGCGAGACGGAGGUGCGCGAGUGCACCAUCGUGUACGCCACGCACGUCCUCGACAACCUCGCGGGCUGGCCCACGCACCUCGUGCACAUGCACCUCGGCACCGUCAAGGAGUGGGGGCCCGCCGGCGAGAUGCUGGCCCGCGUCGACGGCGACGGCGCCCUCGCCGCCUCGGGGAACAGCCGCCUCGGUGAGCUGGUGCUGGCCUGGCUGAGGGACGACCUGCAGAAGAGGGGCCCGCGGAGCCAGAACAGGAGGGGGCCCGAGGGGAAGACGUACAGUUUCGGGUCGGGGCUGGGUGGCUAUGGCCACGAGUCCAAGCAAAAGGGGUUGGAGCGGUUGGGGAAAUGAGGGCCUGAUGGGUUCAGCAACGGGUUAUUCAACAUUAGAAGCAUUGGAUUGGCGUUUCAUCAUGAUACCCAGGCGGCAUUUAACAUGGCGUUGAGAUCGGCCAUUUAGAAUGCAAAUCUGAGUGACGUGGGCAUCUGGGAGGUUCGUUUUCGAAAAAGAAGAAAAAAACGUCAGGUUU